Molecule: messenger RNA, 2175 nt
Organism: Magallana angulata
Lineage: Eukaryota; Metazoa; Mollusca; Bivalvia; Ostreida; Ostreidae
Product: zinc finger FYVE domain-containing protein 21-like
Exons: 10
Coding region: 241-948 (235 amino acids)
Molecular function (GO): metal ion binding
Source: RefSeq, a predicted model, not a curated record
GACCCGUGCAGAAAUUGCCUUAUAUUGAUUUGCCUGAACUGCGCAUAGAAUUACUCAAGAUUAUUCAGGGCAGUAAUCUCAAAUGACAAGUUGUUGGAAAUUAUGAGAGAAGGGUGAAAGAAGAUUUAAACUAAAUUACCAAUCAAAAUCAAACACCAGAACAUGAACAGUCGGAUCUUUUCGGGCUUUGACAUAUUGCGAGCGAGGAUAAUGUUCGAGGUUAUUCCGUUGAUGUAAAUAAUGGCUGGCCCUGAGAAGAAACUUGAAAGAUCCAAAAGUGGACUUAGAAUGAUUCCUGUGUCUGAGGCUGACACAAGUCCAUUUUGUCUUCCAGAACCUCCAUGGGUGCCCGACGAUGAGUGCAAACAAUGUCAGAAUUGUAGAGGCAAAUUUGAUUUUUUCAAAAGAAGAAAGCAUCACUGCAGGCGUUGCGGGAGGUGUUUUUGUAAUGACUGCUGUCAGGAGAAGGUGAAUUUACCAAGGAUGCAGUUCUUGGAUCCUGUUCGCCACUGUCAAGUUUGUACAGAAGUUUCCCGAAAAGAAGAGGAAUUUUUCGACAAGCAUUUAAAGUCUCUUCAAAAUGGUGGUUAUUUUUCGGUAUGUGAUUCAGACAUAGGACCAGAUGAUGCCUCUAUGUUCUUUACAAAACUUUCUCCAAAUCACAGACACCUGCUGUUUGAGGGGGACAGUGAUAAACAUGAGCCAAUACUUAUUGAGAAAAUUGAGACUCUGCAGAUUCUCCCAUCAGGGAAGGAUGAUGAAGGAGAUGACAUAUACAUAGGUAAUACAAUAGCUGGAGGUAUUGCAAUAAAAUACAAGGACACAAUGGGAGGGAUCAACGUCAUCAAAAUGAUGGUGGACAGUGGGGGAAACAGAAAACCAGGGCAAAUCUGGAUCGCCUCCAUGCAAAAGGCAUUUAAGAUGCUGUAUGAUGCAAGAGCAAAGUGAAACUGUUUCCAGACAGAGAGGAGAAGUCGACAUAAAGUGCUAAGUGAUACACAACAUGUUCCCUGUUGUUUGCUUCUGAUAUUGUUUACUUUGUUGAGAGGCAUUGUUGUUUAUAAUAAGUUAAAUGUUAUGAUUUAUGAGUUAUAAAUCUGCUCUCCUUACAAUUCUUUGCCUCUAGGCCAGGGGUGGAGGGAUUUUUUCUUGAUUAACUUUGAUAUCUGUUAUUUUAGGAUGGGAUGUAUUCAAAUACCAAUAUUUAUUGUAUAUCUUUCAUAACAUUUAUCUGGUAAUAUGUUAAUUUCAUUGGUAGUCUGUUUACAUCUUUGUCCAUCUGAGAAGUUAAUUGAUUUAGAGGUAUAUACCCUGGAACAUUGCAUUCACCUGUCAACAAUCCACUUAGAGUACUCUGAGUGGCUGUUAUUUGUUACUACAUGUAGUACCUCACAGAUAAAACAAAUGGCAUUAUUCCUGUUGAAUUCUUGUCCUUCUUCAAUGAAAAGAACUUUCAGCUUUACAAAUGGGCAGCCUUAUCUUUUGAAAUUAAUACAUGCAUCUCUUUUAAAAAAUUAAGACUGAUUAACCUUUUGAAGUGUAUACAUGUAGUAGUUAACUGUGUUUUAAAUUAGGACAGGGAGGGGAAAGGUUGAAAAAAAAAACCUAGUGUAGCAUAAUUUCUGGAAGAGAUCACUCAUCUGAUUAUAUAAAUACCCGAGGUUUAUUUUUUAUAUGAAAAUUGUAUGGUAUGCUGUAUAUUCGACAAGAAGAUCUAUAACUACCUUCUACUUAACAAGUUGUGAUUUUGUUUUUGUUUUUGUCAAAAUGUCACUGUUUUGUUGUGUAAUAAGCCAUUGAAAUAUGUGAUAUAUUUUAAAUCGCACAAUUUUAAUAAGUAAUUUAUAAUCUGAUGCUGUAAAUAUAUUGCCCAUGUUGUAUAUAGACCGUGUACAUUUCUUUAACAAAACUGCAGUUUGUAUUCAUAUUUUAAAAUACAUAUGUACUGUGAACUUUGUAUGAAAAUAAGUGGUUAUUUUUAGAUAAUUCCUGGACUGGGUUCAUAAAAAAAUAUGUAAGUAUCAAGGAAGAAAUCGAAUGAAGCCAAAUUGAAUGAAACAGAUCUAUUUCUGUAUUUGGUUUGCAAGAUUACGUUACAUUAUGUAACUUUUUUAUAUUAACAUAAAUCUUGUAUGUUACCGUUAUGAAAGCAAUAAAGACAUUAAUAUACCACUA